Ipomoea nil (Japanese morning glory) is the source of this 972-nucleotide messenger RNA. RefSeq names its product zinc finger BED domain-containing protein RICESLEEPER 2-like. NCBI's taxonomy places the organism in Eukaryota, Viridiplantae, Streptophyta, Magnoliopsida, Solanales, Convolvulaceae. Gene Ontology annotation, molecular function: DNA binding. Bases 1 to 972 code for a protein of 323 amino acids. The record is from RefSeq and is a predicted model, not a curated record. The transcript is spliced from 2 exons.
AUGAGAUGUGUUGCCCACAUUGUUAAUUUGGCUGUCAAUGAUGCUUUGAAAGAAAGUAAUCAAUCAAUUUGUCGUGUUAGAGGGGCAGUGAGAUAUGUGAGACAAUCACCAUCUAGAUUAGAAAAGUUUAAAGAAUGUAUUAAAUUGGAGAAAAUUCAAUCCAAGGCUUUGUUAUGCUUAGAUGUAUGCACUAGGUGGAAUUCUACUUACCUUAUGUUGGAUUCGGCACAAAAAUUUGAGAGGGCCUUUGAGAGAUUUGAGGAGUUUGAUCCACAUUAUAGUCAAGACCUCCGAAAUAAUGAAGGAAUUCCGGACCAUGAUGAUUGGGAAAAUGUUAGGAGGUUGUGCAUGUUUUUGGGACACUUCUAUGAUCUUACUGUGAAAGUUUCUGGCUCAUUGUAUGUUACUUCAAAUGCGUAUUUUCCUGAAAUUUGUGAAGUGUAUUCUAUUUUGCGUGAUUGGAUAAAGAGUAAGGAUCCAAAAUUUAGUUCAAUGGCACAAAGAAUGAAGGAUAAAUUUGACAAGUAUUGGGGAAAUGUGGACAAAAUGAAUAUGUUGUUGUAUGUUGCAACUGUGCUUGACCCUAGGAGAAAGUAUGUCUAUGCUGAUUUUUGUUUCAAAAGGAUGUAUGAAGAUGAUGAAGCCUCUAAAUUGUCUAAAAAUCUUAGAGAAGUUAUGACAGAUUUGUUUAAUGAAUACAAGAGGUUGCAUGAAUCUUCUUCAUCUUCACUAAAUGAGACUUUUCAAUCAAGUGAGCUUGUUAGUGCGAACAUGCCUUCUAUACCUCAACCUCCAAAGAAAGGGAAACCAAAAGCUGUUAAUAAGGAAUUCUUAAAGUAUUUGGAACAAAUUGGUUGUGCUAAUCAGAUCACAGAGUUGGAUAAGUACAUUGCUGAACAACUUGAGAAUGGAGGUGAGGAUGAUGAGUUUGAUAUACUUAAUUGCGUUCAGCACGGGUGGUCGAGUUCUUGA